Molecule: messenger RNA, 9289 nt
Organism: Branchiostoma belcheri (Belcher's lancelet)
Lineage: Eukaryota; Metazoa; Chordata; Leptocardii; Amphioxiformes; Branchiostomatidae
Product: plexin-A4-like
Exons: 35
Coding region: 402-6128 (1908 amino acids)
Biological process (GO): negative regulation of cell adhesion; regulation of GTPase activity; regulation of cell migration
Cellular component (GO): semaphorin receptor complex
Molecular function (GO): protein binding; semaphorin receptor activity
Source: RefSeq, a predicted model, not a curated record
CUUCAACCGUGAACAGCGGCAGCGGUUCGAUCAGUUAGCGGUCCUCACACUGCAGCACAAUCAGCUGGCGCUCAGCCCUCUUCGUGUUCACGAUGUGUAGAGGACAGGACAUGUAAGCAGUCGGCUCUCCUUUUGUAUGUUAGAGACCUGGCUGUAGAAUUUCCUGUCGCGUUGUCCUUUACCGAAGAUCCGGAGGAGACGCAGUGGAGAUUUUCCCCUGCCGAGCCCGUCUUGGCCGGGGCCGCGGAACCUUGGUCGGCCGGACCGCAUUCCUUCACUCUCUGAAGACCAGUGGGUAGGAGUGUCCGCCGCGUGAGUUCGCUGGCAGGCUUCGCUGUCAUUCCUGGCUGGAUUUCUAGACUUUGAGCAUCAACUGAUGAAGUAACCUACCGGUCUCCAACAUGGAUACCUUCGCCACCUUGCGUAUCGUCUGGGUAACAGUCAUUUCUAGCAUCCUGCUAUGCAAUGUCUGCAGCGGACAGAGAUUCGAGAGAACAUUCCGUGUGCCCAGCACUGAGGGCAGUUUCAUCAACUUCGUAAUGGACCCAGACACAAACUCCAUAUACAUCGGAGCUAGCAACAAGAUACUGAAACUAAGUAGGGACCUUGUGUUGGAAUAUGACGUAAGCACGGGACCUGAGCCGGACAAUCCGGCCUGUCUGCCUACUGGGGAGUGUACGUACGGCCGGCAGGUGACAGACAACAUCAAUCAGGUGCUUGUGGUUGACACCAGCGCCAACAGACUGAUCUCCUGUGGAAGCGUAUUCCAAGGCAGCUGCCAGCUGAGGAGAAGGGACGACCUGUCCCUCAUCGCGUAUCCCAAGUCCGAACCUCAUCAUUUCAUUGCUGCUAACAGUAUGGAGGGGUCAACGUACGCAUUCAUCGCACCCGGACCGUCGGAUCAGGGCGAGGUCCUGUACGUUGGCGUGUCCCGAACAGACCGAGGUUUGUUCAGCAACCCGCCAACUGUAUCCAGCAGAACAGUAGCCGCAGACAGCAACAACAUCAACAUCUUCAAGUUUGCCUCGUCGGACGAGUUUUCCGAGCCGAAGAUCGACAUGAACCCAAACGUUCUCAGCAGUUAUCCGAGAUUCAACAUCAAAUAUGUCUAUGGCUUCAGUAGUGGAUUUUACAGCUACUUUGUGACAAUACAGCCUCAGAGUUACAAUAUUCCAAGCGGGCCCCUUCUGUCCAAGAUAGUGAGAAUCUGUCACGAUGACAACAAGUACCACUCCUACAUUGAGCUCCCGCUUAUGUGUUCAGCCAACUCGGUGAACUACAAUCUCGUUCAGGCGGCGUAUGUUGGUAAACCGGGUGCCAUCCUGGCCGGGAACAUGGGAGUUACCCCAAACGACGACGUGCUAUUCGCCGUCUUUUCCAAAAGCCAAAGUUCGUCGGAUAAUCCGACCUCGUCCUCUGCCCUUUGUGUAUACACCAUCAAAGACAUCAACAGGGCCAUGAAGGCGCGGAUACAAGACUGCUUCAACGGGAACGGGAAUCUGGGAAUAGACUGGAGUACAGGGACACUCAGCACUGGGUGUAGACAGAGCAAUUUACCUAUAAAUGAUGACUUCUGUGGGUUUGAGGUGAAUCACCCCAUGGGUGGCACCAUGCCGAUACCUGCCCAGCCAGUCUACUCCACUAACUCUGCAACGUUGACGGCUGUCACAUCACUAGAAGUCCAAGAGUACACCGUGGUCUUCCUUGGCACCAACAGAGGACAUCUAAAAAAGGUUGUGGUGACCAGUGGCACCAGUGGACAUGAGUACGAGGACCUGACCGUGGUGACCAACAGCGCUGUCCUCCCCAGCAUGUACUUCACACAGGACAAGAACUACAUCUACGUGGCCACCCAGAGACAGGUGACGUUGGUACCAGUAGAGAACUGUGGACAGUACAGCACCUGUGGAGAGUGCCUGGGAGUGAGAGACCCUUACUGUGGCUGGUGUGUGCUGGACAACAAGUGUUCUCGGAGGUCAGAGUGCAGUGAUGCUGACAUCACGUUUCGCUGGGCCACUACGCUGCAGGAGUGCCCCACCAUCAGUGUUAAUCCCGGCUAUAUCCCUCGCACACAGGGCAUUGUCAGGGUGACAAUCACUGGCCAGAACAUCCCAGCCUUGACUGGAGGACACUCCUACUCCUGUGUGUUUGGGAACUUUGCCACGACAAGUGCCACGGUGGUGGGAACACAGCUGUUCUGUAACUCCCCACCUGCCAGCAAGAUACCUGCCAUCACAGGGCCACGAGACAACUUGGUGUCGGACCUCUUUCUGCUGGCAAGUGAGACUAACCAGAAGUUCGUCAAGACCAACUUCACCUUCUAUGAAUGCAACGUACACGCAUCCUGUUACAGUUGCACGUCCAGCAGCUUCAACUGUGAUUGGUGUAUCUAUGACAACGUGUGCACGCACCGCAGAACGGACGUCUGCAGAUAUGUCAGCAACUCCGAACUGGUCUUGGGCAAUGACGGUCCAGAUUCGUGUCCUCAGAUUCUGCCCUCAGAAGAAGAGACGUUAAUCCCAGAAGGAGUCACCACGGAGAUUGUUUUGAAGGCAGCCAAUCUUCCCAUUCCAAAGUCAGGACAGCUGGGGUUCCAGUGUGUGCUGGAUAUUGAAGGGAACAUGAGGAGAGUUCAGGCCGCCGUUCUGGACGACCAAACCCUGCAGUGCCAAGCUGCACAGUAUUUCUACAGUAGAAAAGUCUUAAGUCUUCCCAUCACCCUCUCUGUUGAAUGGAACGGGCACUAUAUCAUAGACAACCCACGAAAUGCACAAGUGUUCCUGUACAACUGCUCUGUGACCCACACCUCCUGCGGGGUCUGCCACAAGUCGAAUGAGAAGUUUCAGUGCGGCUGGUGCCAUGCCCAGGACCAGUGCACCAUCAGGGACCAGUGCCCGGCUAUGUGGCUGGACAGACUACAGACGUGUCCCAACCCAAGGGUCCUACAGUUCACCCCAGUGGCAGGGCCCGUGGAGGGAGGAACCAUUGUAACCAUGAGGGGGGAGAAUCUGGGCAAGCAGUUCUCCCAGGUAGACAACAAUGUGUACGUGGCUGGAAUUGCCUGUCAGACUCUGGAGACUGGCUUUGUACCUGAAGAACAAUUGACAUGUAGGACAGGUGCGUCCGCCCAGGGUAUCAUGGCUGGCCCCAUCCAAGUCAAGGUGGACCAGUACAGUGGAAGGUCCAAUGCCAACUUUUCAUAUGUGAACUCUGUCAUCCUGAGUGUGAGCCCUACACGUGGUCCUAAGUCAGGAGGCAGUCGGGUGACCAUCACAGGUCAGCACAUGAACGCUGGCAGCACCAUCACAGCUACAGUCGCAGGACAGGACUGCCGAGUCAUGGAAACAACGUCCACCACAGCUGUGUGCAUCACCUCCGCCUCCACCAUGCUGACCUCAGGAGGGGUCAGGAUGAAGUUUGACGAGGCCACCAAGGUCAACAACAACAUCCGCUUUGAGUACGUGGUGGACCCGACAAUCAUCCAGAUCCUCACAGACAAAACAAUCAAGAGUGGGGGCCUCCCGGUGCAAGUGAUGGGGACAAACCUGUUCUCAGUACAGCAGCCCAGGAUGACUGUUACUGUGGGAGGACGGACCUUCACCGGGGAACCCUGCAUUGUCAAGACAGAAAACAUAAUGGAGUGUCCGUCCCCCGGCAUCGUCGCUGAUAGGAACGCCACAGAGGACGAUCCCAUUCAGGCUGACUUCUACGGUUUCAUCAUGGACGGGGUGUUAGCCACCAGGAACCUGUCCCAGGACAGCUCCCUCUUCAUGCCCUACUUGUACUACCCUGACCCCAUCUUCUACCCUUUUGAGGAUGGAGAAGAACAGAUGACAGAAAACCUCAUCAUCAGGGGUGAGAACCUCCUGCUGGUGAUUAAGGAGGAAGACAUCACCGUCCUGAUCGGUAACCAGCGCUGUAACGUCACGUCCCUGGCGAAGGACCUGCUGACCUGCCGGCCACCUGAAGCUAAGCCUGCUCGUGUGGAGGAGGACGGAGGGCUCAACUACGGGGCUCAGCCACAAGUCUUGGUCCUGGUUGGAGACCUGGAGUUUUUUAUCGGCUAUCUGGACUAUUCUGGAGCAGGAAUCAACUUCCCGCUGGAGGCACAGAUUGGGCUGGGCGUGGCCGCAGGGCUGGCUCUGGUCGUCAUCAUGAUCAUCCUCAUUGUCUACAGGAGGAAGUCCAAGGAGUCAGACAGGGUCCUCAAGAAGAUGCAGAUGCAGAUGGACAUCUUGGAGUCUCGAGUGGCCAGGGAGUGUAAGGAAGCAUUUGCAGAGCUGCAGACAGACAUCACAGAACUGACCAAUGACCUGGAGGGAGGAGGCAUUCCCUUCCUGGACUACAGGAACUACACCAUGAGGGUCCUGUUCCCUGGCUGUGACGACCACCCUGUCCUCAGGGACUUGGAGGUCCCAGGGGGGAAAGCUGCAUAUAUGGAGAAAGGGUUGAAACAGUUUGGUCAGCUGAUCAACAACAAGACGUUCCUUGUGCUCUUCAUACGGACCUUGGAGGAGCAGAAAAACUUCACCAUGAGAGACAGAUGUAAUGUGGCAUCCCUGGUCAUGGUUGCCCUGCAGGGAAGAAUGGACUAUGCAACUGACAUUCUAAAAGCCCUCCUGGCCCAGCUGAUUGACAGGACAGUGUUGGAGAGUAAGAACCCCAAACUUCUGAUGAGGAGAACAGAGUCUGUUGCUGAGAAGAUGCUGACCAACUGGAUGUCAUUCAUGCUGUACAAGUUCCUCAGGGAGUGUGCAGGCGAGCCCCUGUACAUGCUGUUCCGUGCCAUCAAGCAGCAGGUGGAGAAAGGUCCAGUGGACACCGUCACAGGCGAGGCCAGAUACUCGCUUAGUGAGGAAAAGCUUAUUAGACAGCAGAUAGAGUAUAAAAUACUGACCGUGAACGUUGUUGGCGUUGAUGACAGCCAGCCCAUCCCUGUGAAGGUGUUGGACUGCGACACCAUCACACAAGUCAAGGAGAAACUUCUAGAUGCCAUCUACAGAAGUACGCCCUUCUCCUACAGGCCACACAAGGAUGACGUGGACUUAGAGUGGAGACAAGGCCGGCUGGGCAGACUGACCCUACAGGACGAUGACCUGACCUCCAAACCUGAGGGCGAGUGGAAGAGAAUCAACACCCUGUCUCACUAUCAGGUCCCAGAUGGAGCCAUCAUGGCGCUGGUCCCCAGACAGCAGACCGGCUACUUCAACCUGUCCGGCUUCUCAGGCCUGUCCUCCCUCUCCACCAAGUCUCUCACCAAGAACCCGUAUGGUAAUGGAGCGGCUGACUGUAUGAAUGUGAGCAGUCCUGGACUGAGCAGGUUCCCCGGCAGUCCUGCCAGCAGGUCCACCUCCCCCAUCAUCACUCCUGAUCACAUGGAGAACGGCAUCAAGCUCUGGCAUCUGGUGAAGCAUCAUGACCAGGACAUGCAGCGGGAGGGAGACAGAGGCAGUAAGAUGGUGUCAGAGAUCUAUCUCACCAGGCUCCUGGCCACCAAGGGCACGCUGCAGAAGUUUGUAGAUGACUUGUUUGAGACGAUAUUCAGCACGGCGCACCGCGGGAGCACGCUGCCGCUCGCCAUCAAGUACCUGUUUGACUUCCUGGAUGAGCAGGCAGAGAGACACGCCAUCACUGACCCCAGUGUUAUCCACACGUGGAAGAGCAACAGCCUGCCACUUAGAUUUUGGAUAAACCUGAUCAAGAACCCCAACUUCGUGUUUGACAUCUACAAGUCCAACACGGUCGACGCCUGCCUGUCCGUCAUCGCCCAGACCUUCAUGGACUCCUGUUCCAUCUCUGACCACCGCCUGGGGAAGGACUCUCCCUCCAGCAAGCUGCUGUACGCCAAGGACAUUCCACAGUACAAGAACUGGGUCAACAGGUACUACCAGGACAUCCAGGCCAUCCCACCAAUCAGUGACCAGGACAUGAACGCCGUGCUGGCCGAAGAGUCACGCUUGCACUACAACGAGUACAACACCAUCAGUGCCUUGCACGAGCUCUACAGCUAUGCCAACAAGUACAGUGAGGAGCUUCUGAGUCUUCUGGAGAUGGAUGACACGGCCAGGAAGUUCAAGUUAGCCUACAAGCUGGAGCAGGUCGCCUCCACCAUGGCAGGGGAGGUCUGACAACAUGUACACAGGCACCGCACCCAGCUUUCACACUCCAAAAAUACAACGCUGCAUGUACAUGUAGAUUUAAAGCAAGCUCAAUGUGUGUACUUGUUGUGACAUCUGACAUUCUGUUGGUACAGUUACAAUCACGGUAGAUCUGCAACACUUAAAGAAGAAAUAUUAUUUUUUUGACAGCACAGACCUUUUUAAUCCACGGCUACUGUUGCAUGAUAAAGACAUUGUGAUGUUGAUAUAUUUGUCGUAUGCAUGCAACUGUUUUAAUGCCAGAUUUAACUGCUAUACUUGCAGUUCAAAAUAUGUUGCAAGAUAAUUUUGUAUUUUCAAGGCAGUCAACCACAUACAAUCUGACCUUUAAAAAGAAAAGUACAUGUAUGUGUCACAAAUAUAUGAUGUAAUAAUGUUUUUUUCAGAUAAAGGGAUAAAUAUUUAACUGGUUGUACUUAAUUUUGAGUUUAAGAUUUACCACCAAAAUGACUACAAAAUAUGUAGGCAAAGGGAAGAAAAUGUGUAAACGUGUGCAUGUAAUAUUUACUGUUCCACAGAGCAUGCUGUACCAAUAUACCUAGUUGAUUCAACACAAACUGUCCAUGGUAAUCAGUGGGAGGGCUGCUUGGAGUGCAAUUUAACUGGGUGUCAACAUACCUGUUCUCCUCACAUAUUUUUGCUUCCGUAUAAAGAUGACUUGAAGUGUGUUUACUGCAUAAAAUGGAGUCUUGAGCUGCAACUGUACAUGUACUUACUAGUAUUACAAUGGGUAGACGAUUUUUCAGCUUUAAGGGAAUAGUAAACUUGUAUACAGUCACUGAGUUAACAUCCUCAUAGACAUGGGUCAUAAACCUGUUAGUGACUGACUGUAAGUGAGUAAGUGAUAAAGAGAUGUUUUGAUGUGAAGAUAAAGAGCAGAGACGUGGAAGUUUAUUGUUGCGUUGCAACGCAAGUUACUGAAUUUGGUGCCAUCCAACAGCGUUUGAUUGUAGUGAGUGUCGUAUGUAUGGUGGUGUAGGAUAAAAAUGAACUAUCAAAAGACUUGUUUGUAAUUUCCAGUUCUAAGGACCUUUUAGAACAUACAGUAGAAAAGAAGUGUCGCAUAAAAUGGUUCAACUACUAAUUCUGUUGUAUCUGACAGUAUUGACAGUAUUUGCUUAAUAUGCUUCUUGAAAUGUAUAUGAGAGCUUGUAUGAUGCUGUUGAAGGUACAUGUAGCAGCAUUUGAUACUGACUGGUAAUUGUCAAGGUGUUCCUAGUAACAUGCCAGGUUUUAUCCAGGAAAAAAAACUAUUGUGAAAAGUACAUGUAAGUGGACUUCAGGUUCAAUGGACAUGUUCAUGUCUCCGAGGCUAUACGCGUGUACGUAAAAUGGUAACUUCACUAUCAAAGCAAAUGACUAUUUUUGUAAAUGAAGAAAAUUGAAUGUAAUGUAGAGGAAGAUGUGUGUGUUAGUAGAGAAUCUGUAAGUAUAGGACAGGUUUUACUGUUGGAAUGUUGUUGUUGUUUUUUUUCGACACUGGUUUAGCUAGCAAAUGUGUUGAGAGCUGUUUGUAAGAAGGGUUUGCUUCUGUUUGGUGUUUGUAGGUUACAUGUUUUUGUGUACAAAUGUGUCACUGCCAGCCUAUAGACGUGGAUGGGCAGACAGCUUGCUGGUGAAAACCUUUGCAAUUAAUUCUCUUGUUAAUAACACUGGAAGGAAUGUGCCAAUUUUUGUAAAGUUGGAAACUAUGGCAUCAUUUCUUCCUGAAGCUUCUUGGUGUUCAAUGAAUUGUAUGUAAAUAUUCCAAGGUAACAAAGUAAGGGGGAACAUUGCUGAAUCUUAUUGACUAGGUGUAUUUACUGUCGGUAUCUGUCAAAAAGCCAUCCUUAAUGCUUGAGAAGAAUACUAAGUUUUCUUUCUUGUCUGCAAGUAGCCUGGGUGCCAGACUAUUUCCAGGGCCUACACAGGGCAGUUCCUCAGCUCCAGGGCCAACAUGCCCCAAGGAAAUUAUACCACUAUUAGGCCACUGACUAACUCUGGGCCUAGUGUGUUAUGGGUCUGGCAUCCAGGCUAGCUUGCAAAUUCGCCAAGUCACAUUCUUAGAGAAAACGAUUACUGGAAUCAGAUAUUUAUCAUAGCCUGGAAGCUGCUGUAUGUUAGUAAUGUUAUGUGUCUUCCUGAAAAAGCUUGGUUUUUUGAGAAAAGAAUCAUGCACAGAAAGAGGAUUAGUUCAGUCUUCUGUACGAAUGUUUAUUGUGAAAAAUAAGUAACAAAAUAUAGGUUCUUGCAGUCUAUGACACCAACACUUUAGGCUGUUGUUUUACUGUUUCAAAGCAGAUCAGUUUGUCUUGAACAUUUAAACACAUUGUUCACUACCUUAAGAGCAAAAAUGAUACUAUCAAAUAGACAUUGAAAUCAGAUUAAUUGGCACACAAACAUGAUCAUGGUUUGACUAAACAUACCAUUAACAGAAAUAUUAUGUCUAAAGCUCCAAGUCCUGAAUAUUUCCACAACUGUGAUUCUGGUCUUCCUAUGAAUUUAGAAUUAAAGAGUUAAACCAAAACAAAUAAGAUUGAAAUGUAAUUAUGAUUAUAAGAUAUAAACAAUAACAUGUAUUGGUGUACAAGUUGUUAAAGAAGUAUUUAUACUGGGGGUGGGAUUUUGAGGCAGAUACAAAGCUAGCCAGAAUAUAUCGUCCAUGCCAAGCAAAAGAGGUAACUGGUAUCAUAUAGGCAUUGCAGGGACUGAAAGUACAGUUGUAGAUACAGAUCUAGAUGCAGAUUCAACAAAGUCUAGGUAGGGCUGUAAAUAGGAUGGACCUUAUUGGCUGGUGAAGUGGAACAUACUAUCUGGUGGCUGUCAGUCCUGCACUUUUUAACUACUGAAAUGUUUUACUGCAAGAGAGCUGGAUGUAAUAUGUUGAUGUGUAUUUUUGGUAUAUUUGAUAAUGGUAAUAAAAUGAACUGUUUGCAUUCCACAUUUUUGCUUUGUGUUCCAUCAUUGCACAAGAAGAACAGUCGAUUUGUGAGGAAUCAUGAUAAUUCUAAAUGAUGUUUUAUAAUAGUUUAUAUAGCUUAUUAGUCAUCGUGCCCAUGGCCUGGUGUCCAGUCUAUCCUGGUUUAGGACGGCUCUCUCCGGGCGAAACACUCCAGCCAGGCGGUCUGUUGAGCUGGGCGGGGGAAAACUAU